Anolis sagrei ordinatus is the source of this 653-nucleotide messenger RNA. RefSeq names its product succinate dehydrogenase complex assembly factor 3 (gene SDHAF3). Gene Ontology annotation, cellular component: mitochondrion; mitochondrial intermembrane space. The record is from RefSeq and is a predicted model, not a curated record. NCBI's taxonomy places the organism in Eukaryota, Metazoa, Chordata, Lepidosauria, Squamata, Anolidae. Gene Ontology annotation, biological process: succinate metabolic process; mitochondrial respiratory chain complex II assembly.
GGGAGGAGCCAGGCGCAAGACCGCCUUCUGGUGCCUUGGCUUCAAUGCUCCGGGUCUCCUUUCCUGCUGCUUCUAUCCAGCAGAGCCAACUUGGUCUGAAACGCCUCUCACAAUUCUCAACAUCAGAUGAGCCCAGUGCCAUUUGUUGUGGGUUAUGCCAGGAAGUGUCAGCCUUCAUGUCUCCCGGGUAAGGACUCUGUACAAGAAGAUCCUGCAGCUGCACAGGGCUUUGCCAUUGGAGCUGAAGGCUCUGGGAGAUCAGUAUGUGAAAGACGAAUUCCGGAGACACAAAUCAGUCAGACCCGAAGAGGCCCAGAAGUUUCUGCAGGAGUGGGAGAACUAUGCAGCUAUGCUGUGGGAACAAGCUGGCCAACAUGCACAGAGCUCAUCUGCUCGACCUCGCUUUGGGUCCCACCUUUCAGAGGAGAAACUGCAUGCCCUUCGAGACGAACAAGUUGGACAGCUAAAGGAAUUAAUGGAUGAAGCUACCAAACCCAAAAGACAGUUUGAUAUUUUGGAUGAUAAAGAAGACAAAACCUAAAAUACUCCUCUAAAUGCCAUUAAAAGUUUUAUUUUAUAGUGCUUCUUAUGGCUCUACUUUGGAAGACAGGCUCACUGUCAGAAGACUGAAUAAAUGACGCUGAUGUACGUUC